CCUCGUCCUCCGUCCAUGCUGGACAAAGUUAUGGUAGCAUUUCUCCAGCUUUUGGAAACAACAGCUGUUCUCGUUCCCAUAGUAGUGAUAGCGAUUCGUCUCCAUAAUCCAUGCGCGCUCCCAUUUCUCGGGUCGCUGUCUCCAUUUUGCUCUAAUUCCGUCUGGACUCCGCCACCACGCCCGGUCCAUGUGCUCCUGCUACUAACUGACUUCUGGUUUUGGCUACAUUUGGUGUACGAUGGAACGAUCUACGUGUUCUACGCUUUCAUGACCUCCAUCGUGGUCAUGUUGGAUUAUUUGGAGCACUUUCAAAAAUUAGUGCGGGAUAUUCGAACUGAUUCCACAACCGGAAAUGAUCUUCAACGCACUUUGGAACGUCGGGUCACCCAAGCUCUCCACACGUACCGAUGUAUCCGACUCAUCGAAAAAAUUCUAAAUCAUUCCAUGAAAGGCCAACUCAUCCCCGCCAUGAUCGGAGUUGUCCCACAAGUCCAAGUCUUCACACAAUUCGUGUGUAUCAAACUCUAUUCGAAAAUCCCGCUCCCAGGCUUCAUAAUUUUUCCCCUGCUUCUAAUCGAUGCCGCCAUUACGAACCUCGUGAUUGAAACCAUCGCAGCCAAAGUAAACACAAACUCGGUGAAAAUGUUGUCUGAAUUAAAUAACGAAUUAAAAAGUUUCUCAGCUAAGUCGAAGUAUCGGAAGGAAUUGAGAGCCUGUACCGCAACGAGGAUACAAUUUGGACAAAACUUUGUCGAUAAAGGGACUCCUUUAGUCAUCGAGAAUUUCUGUAUUAACCAAACCGUGUCAGUGCUUUUGCUUAAUGCUCGGAAUCAAAGGGGCAAGUAG
Messenger RNA from Folsomia candida, 846 nucleotides. RefSeq lists its product as uncharacterized. The coding region runs from base 16 to 846 and encodes 276 amino acids. The record is from RefSeq and is a predicted model, not a curated record. The transcript is spliced from 2 exons. NCBI's taxonomy places the organism in Eukaryota, Metazoa, Arthropoda, Collembola, Entomobryomorpha, Isotomidae.